AUGGAGCUCUUCUUCCCCAUCCUCCCGUUGCUCUUGCUACUCUCCUCGGGGGCGUUAUGGCUAUCGCCGGCGGGAGGUGCGGGGACCACCUUCACCAUCAAGAACGGUUGCCCGUAUACCAUUUGGCCGGGAACAUUGUCCGGCAACGGCGCAGCCCAACUUGGCGGCGGCGGCUUUGAGCUUCCUACCGGUUCCACCGCCGCCUUCUCUGCUCCGCCUGGCUGGUCCGGACGCUUCUGGGCCCGCACCCGCUGUCGCUUCGUCUCCCCCUCCUCGUCGCCUCCCAACGGCAUCUGCGUCACCGGCGACUGCGACGGCGCUUUCCACUGCGCGGUUGGCGGCGCCACGCCGGUCAGCCUCGCCGAGUUCACGCUCGGCGGUGUCGGAAACGGCGCCGGCAAGGACUUCUACGACGUGAGCCUGGUCGACGGAUACAACAUCGGCAUCGGUGUCCGCCCCUCCUCGGCGGCGGGCGAUAACUGCCGGUACGCUGGGUGCGUGGAGGACCUGAACGCACGGUGCCCGGCGGAGCUGAGGGUGGCAGCGGAACCCGGAGGGGAGACGGUAGCGUGCCGGAGCGCGUGCGACGCGUUCGGGACGCAGGAGUACUGCUGCACCGGGACCUACGGAUCUCCGGCGACCUGCAGGCCAACGCGAUACUCGCAGCUAUUCAAGUCGGCGUGUCCGGCAGCGUACAGCUAUGCCUACGACGACGCCACCAGCACGUUCACGUGCACUGCAGGCGCUGUCGGCUACGUCAUCACCUUCUGCCCGGCAACCGGCGACGCCAUCUAGCCUUAGCUGAGAUCUAAACACACAUAUAU
This is a messenger RNA of Zingiber officinale, 824 nucleotides long. Its product is annotated as pathogenesis-related thaumatin-like protein 3.5. Gene Ontology annotation, biological process: defense response. Lineage: Eukaryota; Viridiplantae; Streptophyta; Magnoliopsida; Zingiberales; Zingiberaceae. Gene Ontology annotation, cellular component: extracellular region. The record is from RefSeq and is a predicted model, not a curated record. The transcript is spliced from 2 exons. Bases 1 to 795 code for a protein of 264 amino acids.